AUGGCGGUGGCCUUAUUGCUCCUCGGUGCUGUCUCGGUGGUCUCGACAGCUGCCUACCCUACGCACUCGUACCACAUUUUUAUGGACUGCUACGACCCCAUCUGCAGUAUGAACGGAAUCUACGGUUUUCAUUGUAAAAAAGGCAUUUGCAGAUAUAUUUGUUCGGAAUAUGGCUGUCGACAAGAUGGUCUGGUGGACAGACCGAUGAAAGAUAUGUCCAACCUCAUCUUCCACGGAUGUCAUGAUUUGAGUUGUGCCGUUAACGGCUUCUAUGGAUAUGGUUGUACGGGUGGCGCUUGUCAUUACAUCUGCUCAAGUGGAGGCUGUGUCGAUGUGGGAUGGAUUAAGCCCACCGCAAGGUGCUCACCAAGAUCCAAACAGCUGAAGGUGAGGAAUCCAAAAAUCGCAAAGGGAGCGCCCAAAAAAGUGAAUAUCAAGAUCAGGCAAGGUGAUAGCACGAAGGAGGAGGAUUUGGAUGAGCAGAGAAGCACUCAAGUCAGCAUAGAUGCUACUGAACCAGUGACAACUGUUGUACCAGUGAUUAAUAAAAUUGAAGAAAAGGAAGAAGUGACAGAACAGAUUCAGUUAGAGAGUACCUUGGCAAUGGAAUUACUCACAGAAGAAUCUACAGAAUUAAUAGAGGCGUCUACGGAAUCGAAGGUGACCGAUGGUACUACCGAGGUGCAUAAAAUUGUCGAGAAUGAUAUCAAAAAAAGUGAAGCUAUUAAAGUGCUUGAUGCAGAUAAGGAGAAUGCGGUUCCACCGAGCGAACAGGACAGUAAAAGGAAACUAGCUACGAAAACACCACCCAAAAAGCGACUAUUAAGACGACUAAGGAGCAGUCAGGACCAGGAGAGUGGAGAGCAAGGGAACCUAAGAAGGCCUCUCGUAUACACAUUAACUGUGUUGGGUGUGGAGUUCUUGAGGGUUUUUGGAGUUGUGCUUGAGGAAGAUGUGCUUUCGAACGUUCAUGUUCUGGAGGCAAUUUUUACGCUUAAGGAAGUAUGCGACCGGGAGGCGAUGCUCAAUUUGUUCACCUUCAAUCCCUACAUACCAAAGCAAGGGUUUGACGCAGAGACAUGCAACACGCAGUGUCAGCAGAUGGCCUACACGUGCUCAGUGACAGCUGGUACGGACUUUUGUAUGUGUGGUGACCGGCCUGUUGACAUGAAAAAUUCAGUUUACAUCUGUCCAGGCGGCCAUACUGACAUUCGUUGCGUCUCAUCCAACAACACUUUCCUCCUUCUCCAUACCUCUCUUGACUCGGCCCUGCCGGGAUUGGUGGGAGGCGUUCAGGAGAUAAGUAUAUCCUACUCAGCCCUCCAGGAGUACCUGCCUGUACCUAUUUCUAGUAUGAAUUUGGAGGUAAGUGUUUUACCGGAGAGCAGCUGGGAGCCAGUGGGGAGUCCUCCCCCGUCAACUAUCGACUUCAUCUCACCCACUCCCCUUACGCAAGACGUUCUCUUGGGCUUGAAAUACAACAGUAGGAGAUUUGCGGUGACUCCACUUCGGAUAUCAUUCAAUCGAACGGUUCAAAUGGAAAAGAUACUCUUUGAGUGCCCAAAACAAGUACUCAAAGGUGUAUCUUUCGACUGCAGACUCAUUGCCGAGGUAACUGACGGAUUUGGCGGAAAAGUGACAUGGGAUCAGCAAUUCAGCGAAGACUUCAUUUUCCCAAGCAGCAAUUUUGACUACAUCGGCACACCGAACUUGUACUCUGGACCGAGUCUCUCCAAAUGCACCCUCGAUGGCAUGGUUGUCACCGGAACUCAAGCCAUGUAUGCUGGAAGAGUUCAUGAGGUCUUCAUCAAGCUCACAGCUCCAACCACGAUGCAAAUAUUUAUUUUGCGUCCAACGUGUGAUCGAGGUCUAAUUUACGACUAUUUCACCGACACCUGUCAACCAGAAGGAUUUGAAGGCACUGAGUGCACUGAUCAAGAAGUCUACAAUCCACUGUUUCGCACCUGCGUGCAGAGAUUUAUGACCGAAUCAGAGAGGAUCAACAAGAGAGGCAUCAAGCAGGACAAUCCAAAAGCCUCAACCUCAGUGCCUUACACUGUAGUGAAGGUAACGUCUCGUUUGCCUCCUUUCCUGAGUCUGAUCGUAGACGCCAAGUAUUUGGAUUUGCAAAGCUUCCAGCUCCAAAAGCCAUUCAGAGUAGAGAUCGGUGAUAGGAUUGGAGUGCUGCCAGCCAACCUGGAAGCCGUCGAUUGCACUCACUCAACAAAGACUGCUCCUGCCGAUCUUGUGUAUUCAUCAACUUCGCCAGUGUCAAUUGAAGAGGGAACGACAUUUUCCAAACUAAUUCGUCUGGAUGGGAAACGCUAUAAGAUAUCUGCAGCCGUUGUGGCCGCUCCAGAUGCCAUGCUGUUCAAAGGUCGCUUCGAGACAUCAGGCGUCAAGCAAGUGACGGCUACUGUCAACAUGGACACGUAUUCCGCAGUGCCUCAAGUGGGGACUUUUCUCAGUAUCAUUAACGUAGUCGGCCCUCUCCAAGCGCCUCAGUUGACUCAAUUCAUUUUCACCCUGGGUAAAGCCGAAGUUCUCUGUCUCAUCGUGGAGCAAGGUGGUGAGGCUACUUACCUAUGGGAUUUUGGCGACGGUUCACCGGUGGAGACAAGUGUUGUGAGUGAGGUGCGUCACAUCUUUCAACGAAUUGGCCUCCUCGCCCUCUCUUUCGGCGUUAAAAAUGCCUUCGAUUCAGCAACAUACACUUUUCCUAUCAAAGUCUAUGAGACUGUCUCCCUGGGAGCAUUGACUGUGGAGCCAACGAACCGGGUCUUUGAAUCCCAAAAACCUAUCGACUUCCUAGCCACGGUAAUCACAGGCUCGGAGAUAUCUUUUAAGUGGUUUGUUGAUGGUGAGCUGAUUCAGGAAACUGCGACACCCAAGGCAAGCAUCACCUUCGACCGGGCUGCAAACUACACCGUCACCCUGAACGCGUCAAACUGCAUCACCUGGCAGGACGCACAAGUGGAUAUUGAAAUUGUGGCUCCCAUUAAAGCAAUUUUUCUCGAAAGUGAUAGCAUUCCAAUUGGUUUGGAAUCUUAUCUGACCUUCGGCUACUGCGAUGGACUUCCACUGAGUGGGGAAGUUUCAAUAGACUCUGGAGCAUGGAGCCCUCUGAUUAUUGAACUCAUGUCCAGAUCGCUCUAUUCUCCUCCUCUCCUCUUCACUGACAUUGGAAGGCGUCAGGCAACUGUGAGGUUAAUCAGUGCUCAAGACAGUGUUCAGAAGAAUUUUGACUUUUGGGUGGAGGAGCUGCCAAACCACUACCUCUUACAAGCCAAAUCAAGACAGGUGUACGUGAAUGACGAUAUCGUUUUGACAUCAAAAAUCACAGGCAAUUGCACCGGUGGUACAAUCGAGGUUUCCGAUGAUCACAUCUUCAAGGACGUACACAUUACAAGGCACAAUGAGGUGGUACCUGCUGAGAUCACGCACAAACAUGGAGGCUAUCCCGAUCCGGGUGUCUACGCUUUUCAUGGACUCUUACUAUGCGCUGGCCGUGCGUUCACCAAUGAUGAGAUUGUGGUCGUUAUGCCCUCCUUAGGUACUUACGAAUUGCGAGCAGAUGGAGAAAGAGUUCCUCAAUAUGAGAAUUACUAUGUACACGUUCAUCGCACUAAAGGACUCGCAAGUCCUUGCUUGAGUGUCAUUGUUGACUGGGGAGAUGGAAGUCAAAAAAGCCUCACUUUUUACGAAGAAGGGACUCCAGUGGGGCAUUCCUACACGAAAGGUGGUCACUAUGAUGUGACAGCCAAGAUAAAACAGGACAAAGAAACAAAAAAUCUGAAUCAUCUUAAUGUGGAAGUGGGAGUCGGCAUUUUUGGCUUUGGAUGCUUCGUACAGCCCAGUGGGGUCUGUGAAGUUGACGAAGAGUUCGAACUUAUUGCAGUCUAUAGAAGUAACGAAGAAGUGAUGAUCACGCUAAGUGAAAAUGGCAUGCCAGCUACUGUAAGACAGCUGGUCAGAGAGGUGUCAAACAACUUAUUCAAGAGGCAGUGCACCCUUGAAGUCGAGACUCAGUAUCGCGUCCACGAUUUUGAGGCGGAAUUAGAGCGAUCUAGCUCGAGAUCUUCUGGGGAUUUGGCCCUUCAUGUGCGUUAUACUGGAAUGGACUUGUCUCGGCCGCACGGCGUCCGAGUGAGCGUCAAUUGGGCCAACGAAUCCUCCACCACCGUAUCAAUGCCCGAUUCUGUGAAUGACCUUCGUCUUACUCAUCGUAUGUCCAAGGACGGCAAUCUCAUGCUCGAAGUAGUGGUAUCAAACAAUGUCUCUAGCCAACGCCUUCUUCUUCCUUUUAGCUACUUCAAACCCAUCAUCUCAGUCCAACUGAACAUCCUAAUUGACGAGAUAGACAGUCCUGGCUACGGCCCAGAGCACGAGUGCUUCACCACUGAUGAUUCCCUCCGAUUCGAGGCUGUCACCAAGGGUGGUGCCAUCAACGCCACACAUCUUGUAGUCAAGGAGGUUGAUAAAGGAGUCACAAUUUUCGAAGAGAUCUACACCUCACCCUCCAUUGUCUACAAAAUGACAGCACAAGGGGAAGUUCGUCUCUCAUUUAUUGGACUCGCAGACAGAGCCUGCGUUUGUGCUGAUCUGGGCAAUGGCAGACACCUCGCCUAUCCACCUGUCGGAGGUGCAAAGUGUGGAGAGUGCUCCGACUACUCCACUGCAUCGCGUACACUGACCAGAAAAUCGCUCAUCCUUCCGGUGGUGUAUGCUUCUCCAGGCACAUUCACAGUCACUGCUUCGGUCAGUCACAUAACUGCGGAAUUAAAAGUGAUUGUCAGUCCUGUCGGCUGCUAUGCACCGUCCAUACUGCUGGAGUUACCAGAAAUUGCCAAUCCCAACACACCUGUGGGGAUAAAGGUGGAAGAAAGACUUACCAUAAUUGCUCGAAGCAAUGGAACUCUUUGUCCGCAGUUCACACCGAUGGUGUACAAAUGGCAGAUCUUUAAACUGAACUAUUCGACUACAGAAAGGCUAAAGUGGAUUGACCUGCCUCAGUUCCCUUCAAAAAGCAACUUGCAGGUCAACAUACCGCCCCACUUGCUCGAGCCUGGACUCUAUGAGGCCUAUUUAAGCGGUAUGGUGGAUGACGUGGAGGUUUAUUCAGCGGUUAGUGCAUUCAUCGCGGUAGCAGAACUAGCUCCGGUGGUAAGGUUUGAGAAGAAUGGAGAAGAAGCGGUCACCAUUAGUGAGAGCAUUACUGCUCUUUGCCUCUCUCCUGCCAAGUACUCUUUCAACCCCAACAUCCCCCAUGCCAAAUUGGGCGAGGGUCUAGAGGGUUGGAAACUGACAUGUACACGACGCGAAAAUGGUUCUUUCAGUGCAGUGACAUCCUGUGAGCUGCCCAGGAUUCCCGGAAUGGAGUUGGGUGACUUCUGCAUUGACAGAGGCCUCCUCAACUUUACCAACGUAUACCAUUUUCAGGCUAGAAUCAGCAAUGGACAUAGCGUUGGGGUAGGAAAUCUGCAGGUCACCUUUGCGGCUGGAGACCUACCCUCUCUCCAAAUAAAGAUGGUACGACCAGAACUUGGCCUCGAUUGUUGCUUAGAGGGGAUCACCAGUGUGAGUAAAACAACUGACCUCGGUCUGGAAGGCGCAUGCACAGGAAGCUGUGAAGGCGCGUUCCUGUGGACUAUUAAAAAAUUUGACUACUGCGGUACUGUCAUACCGCUGACAAAGGAGGAAUUGAAGGAAGCGUCGAAAGCAGAAUUUGACAACAAACUACUCAUCAUCAAUUCAAAGUUUCUAUCACAGUGGAACAAUAAGCACAUCCUCCUAGUUUGCUUCUCUCACACCUCCGUGUUGGGCUUCAAAACCGAAGUAUGCAAACGAUUUCAUCCAGCGAUACCGCCUGUGCUAGGCGAAUGCCGUGUCGAUCAUACUGGUGAAAUCGCCAGAGAUACGAUUGUUUGCCUUUCCUGCGACGGAAUGCGCUCGGAUAAGAGACCCGUGCUUUACAGGUUUCAGCAGGGGAUUGAUGGCAAGCAAUUCACCUUUGCAACCUCAAGCGAGCCCAAAUACUGCGGGAGGGUGCCCUACGUGUCUGGCGACUUUGAUUUGUGUGUCAGUGUGACUGACAAUAUGGGCUCGCUAAGUGAGCGCUGCUUCCUCAGCCUUCGUUUCAAAGUGGAAACUCCCAUUGAUGUCAAUGCCAAGUUGGAAGGCAUUUUUAAUUGUACCGAUAACGAACUCUCCGAUUCAUUGACAUCGUCAGACCCGAACCAAAUCUCCGUUACUGUACAAAGCCUCUCUAGAUUAUUGAAAGACUGGAAGAAGCUCCCUUUAGAACGUAUUAGCUGUCACGAACAUUGCCAUCUUUUUUACUUUAAUGUUGACAAGAUUGCCGCCCAAUUAGUGGAGGCUACUAAGAGACUCGAGGUGACCAACACAAACGCCUUACAAAUGACCGUCUCCACCCUGAGUGCAGUGGCGGCAAUUUCAGGUGACAUGACGCAAUCAGCGCAGCUUCAACUCUCUUUUAUCAUUCAAAAUGUAAUCAGGAACUUUGAAGACAUUUCACAGUCCUCCUCAAAAGAGGACUCGAUUGACAUCGGAAUUAUGAUUCUCUCCACAUUUUUUGAUGUGCUUAAUGGCACUCAAUCACAGCUUAUCUCGCCACACCUCGAGGAUGUUGUGACCAAACCUUCAACAAUGACAUAUGACACAGAUAUUGACAACUACGAGCCUGAAGGUGACACCGAAGAGGAGCAAUAUUCUUCUUUAUCAGCUAUCAACACCCGAAUGAAUCAGGAGCUUGUGAGUGCCGAACUCUAUCAACAAUUAGUGACGUUGCAAAUGGAGGUAACAAGAAGCCUUGGUUCGCUGCUUACGAAUAAUGAGGGCAUUGCCAUCUCAACACCCCUUGGAAAGAUUUCCCUACGCAAAGUAUCAAAAUCAAGUGUGAAUUAUUGGUUGUCCGAAUCCUAUGGCGAUUACUCCUCCUCAUCCAUAACCUUUGCAGGACUGGAGGACUUGUUUAACGAUACAGACGACAUUCUUAUACAGACAAUGGUUGCCAGAGGGAGUCUCUUUGGAUUUGCGGAUACAGCACACACUUUGGUCGCAGCUCACUCCAUGGCUGUGGAGCUGACUGUUUUCAAGAAUGAGGAGGAGCUCUCAGUCCAGGGAAUGCCUGGUUCAGUUACCGUAAGAAUCGCUAUGGAUCUAAAGGAUAGCUUGCCCCCGUUCACAUCAGGAACUCUUGAUGGAAGCCCAAUGAAGCUGCCCGAUCCCAUUAUUGCUGUGGAUGGAUCUAUUGUCCACCAGCAACUGGUGAUGGUUGGCUUUGAAAUUGGCGAAGAGGCAGUAAGUUUCAGCUUUCAAAUUGAACCUGAUGACGUUGACGCGAAACCACAGUACCUCGUCGUUGCCAGCUUUGUAAACCCGCCUGAUUUGUCCAAUGUUGACUGCAAAUGGGCUCUUAUUUGGGCUCUUGUUCCACCAACCCUCGACGUAUAUGACAAUCAGUCAAUUACUGUUGAGGAGAAGGAGGCCAAUUUCACCUUCUUUAUCAACAAUGUUGACUUCGCCAGGCACAAGAAAGAGGCUCUGAAUGCGACUGUCGGACAAAUGAUAGGCGCCUCCGUGCUGAAGACCUUAUGGGUUGGCUUCAGACAGCUGAGCAUAGUGGAAAGGAAUCUCGACUGGAAGAUGCUUCCACUACCCUACCCAUUCUUUGAUCAAAUUAACACAACAAUCAAAUACCGAGGCUUCACAACCACCUGCAACUUUCUGGAUAAGGACUUGGCAGAGUGGAGCACCAAAGGCUGUGUGGUACAUCAUUUUUUGCACUGGAGUCACAGUUGA
Molecule: messenger RNA, 7821 nt
Organism: Hydatigera taeniaeformis
Lineage: Eukaryota; Metazoa; Platyhelminthes; Cestoda; Cyclophyllidea; Taeniidae
Source: the annotation of a GenBank genome assembly